Messenger RNA from Phoenix dactylifera (date palm), 1728 nucleotides. It is a transcript of the gene ABCI12, whose product is annotated as cobalt ion transmembrane transporter. Lineage: Eukaryota; Viridiplantae; Streptophyta; Magnoliopsida; Arecales; Arecaceae. The record is from RefSeq and is a predicted model, not a curated record. Gene Ontology annotation, cellular component: chloroplast.
CUCUUCCCUGUUUUUUUUGUUUUUUCCGGCCGUCUUCGAGUCUUCGCCUCCUCCCUGAGAUAUAAGAGCUUGCGAUUAUUCCUACACCUGCUCGCUCUCCGAGCUCAUGACAUCCCAACUCCUUUCCUCCUCCUCUCUCCUCUCCUCUCCGAUCCCAACCCUCGGCUUCCAUCUUCCUCCCCCAAAUUCUCUUCAUCUCCCGCAGCCACCUCGUCCGAAUCCGAGAGUACUUCGGGCUCCAUGGAAAGGAGGAACCCUCAGGUCAGCCAAGAGGAAAAUCUCCAUAACUUGUUUGGCGGCCGAUCGCGGUGGAGAUGCGGGAUGGGCGUCAUGGAUUCCCCGUCGAGUGUCUCCGGACAAGAUUCUGAAGCUCAUCUCGGGCGCCACUUCCAGCCCCAUCUGCCAGUUCGUCGAGUCUCCCCGCACUUUCCUGCACUCCAUCGACCCGCGGAUCAAAUUGGUUUGGCUGUUGGCACUUGUCAUCUUACCAGCUAGGUCACACAUUUACAUGCGCUUUGGAUUAGUUUUAUACCUCUCUAUACUGUCAAUAUGGAUUCUUCCAACUCCUAUUUGGAUGGACCAACUAGGAAGAGUGGCUUUGCUUUCAGGGAUCUUAUUUAUCAUGCUGGGAUUGGGUUCAGAUGGUGUACCUCCACUUGUCCAGUUAAGAACUCCUCCUGCAUCUGUUUCAGGAUUGUCAUGUCUUCCCUCAUCUUUAGCAGGUUAUUCAUAUACAAUCAUGAAGUUAGGACCGUUGCAAUUCACAAGGAAAGGCUUGUCGGUGGCGAGUACAUCUGCCUGUUUAACUUUUACUAUCUUUCAAAGUGCAAGUCUAUGCUUGACGACGACUACACCUGAGCAACUUGCAUCUGCAUUUCGGUGGUUUAUGGUUCCAUUGACGUUUAUAGGUGUUCCAGUAGCUGAGAUAUUACUUACUCUCCUACUUUCUCUGAGGUUUAUCAAUCUAGUCUUUGAUGAGGUUCGCAAUGCUGCAUUGGGGAUCAUAGCACGUCGAGUACAAUGGCACCGGUUAACAAUAAUGGAAACGUUGGAUGUUUGCUUCAUGUAUGUUCGUCGGAUCUUCAAGAAUAUUUUUAGUCAUGCUGAGCAAAUUUCCAAGGCAAUGGUUGCUAGAGGUUUUCGUGGUAAUAGCAACACACAUAAGAUAUACUUCUUUUCUGAGUCUUCCCUUGGUAUUGGAGAUUUCCUCUCCUUGCUGUGCCUUCUUGGUCUCAUAGGUGCUGCCAUCCUGUCAGAACAAUUCCUUAUAUAAUAUAGAUUUUGUUCUUUGCUACUAAGAUCCCAUACGCAAAGGGCAAUUAUCUCUGGUUUAAUGGACACCGAUUUGGCUGCCAAUCCUGCAGCUCAUAGUCAUUGGCUGACAGCGAGGAUAUCAACUUUGUAAUUAUAAAUGAAAGAAGACUCUCUUGCACUAAUGGAUGACAAACUGUUUCUUCUGAUAGAAUCUGGCCAUUUUGCACAUUCAGUUGUAUGAUUCUUUUUUCUUUUUUGUGGGAAUUUGUAUAUAUCCAAUGAUGCUCGCAAUACUUUAAUUUGCACACUGUUGUUCUGUUUGUAACUAUCUGAUUGAUGAGGUCUUCUUUUAUUAGAUGUGAAGAGCCAUAGCAUGUAGUCCCCUAGUGGGCUUUAAUUGUUGUAAUCAUGUUAGACCAGUUUCUGACUGUACAGUGCAUUAUAGUGCUCCUAAUAAUGUAUCUAACUUGGGAA